Messenger RNA from Puntigrus tetrazona (Sumatra barb), 2501 nucleotides. RefSeq names its product BCL2 interacting protein 3 (gene bnip3). Gene Ontology annotation, cellular component: mitochondrial envelope; mitochondrial outer membrane; nucleus. NCBI's taxonomy places the organism in Eukaryota, Metazoa, Chordata, Actinopteri, Cypriniformes, Cyprinidae. The transcript is spliced from 6 exons. The coding region runs from base 876 to 1526 and encodes 216 amino acids. The record is from RefSeq and is a predicted model, not a curated record. Gene Ontology annotation, biological process: positive regulation of apoptotic process; mitochondrial outer membrane permeabilization.
GGCAAAACGCAUUAGGGGUGUUUGUAUACAUCCCUGAUUAGACGGUGGUCGUUCGAGUCAUUUCACAUAAAAUUGAAUCAUUGUAUAUGGUUAUAUUUAACGGUAUGACAUGUGGUGAAAAGAAGCAGGUGUGCAAAAAAAAAAACAAUGACGACGCAUGUGAUCUGCAAUAAUAAAAAUAGAAGCUACGCGACGUGAGAUUUGUGAACGAAUCAUUUUUUUUAGAGCCGGAUCUCUUAAAUGAUUCAUUCAGGAAUCGAUCCGAGGCGUUCUCGUUUCAGCAAUUCGCCGACUCACUGAACCGCCUCUUUUUUUUUUUUAAACAUCGAAUCUCAAUAAGACAAACGAACAACCGAAUCCGAUAUGAUUUUCCGUAUAUGUCUGAUUCAUAACCCGAGAAGGUGUAAUGAUUUGAUUUGACUGGACAGUAUUUUUGCCAACCAGCAGAAAUGUAAACAUUUCGAAAUCGACUCGCAGCGCUUUAAUGAUCACGAAACCUGAAUGGAAACGACCUUAUUAACGGAACUAACACAAAAAUAAAAAGAUGGCACCACGAAAUGCCGCAAAGAAUCAUUAAACCGGUUCUUUGAAACGAACCGUCUGAAAGAACCGAUUCACGGAAAGGACUCUGCAUCGCUGCUUCAGAGGGGUGGGGUUUACACCGCCCGAUCUCAUUGGAUGUUGAUCGAAAAAAAUGAUUCGACAUCAUGAGCUAUUUAUAGCCGGAUCCGUGUUUAUUUUGCUCUGACUGCUGGCUUGAGUCUCAUGUGCUGGCGUGUUCUCCGUUUAUCUGGAUAUUCUGGCUGUUGUGUCAUGAUCACUGAUUCAUGCCUAGCCCGGAUUUCAAUGUCAUGUCGAUAAAAUAAUAACAGGUUAUGACAUGUGAUGAUUGCAGUACAUUGAUUCCAAAGAAAGCCAAAGGCAUUAAGAACGUAGGUUCCUGGGUGGAGCUGCAUUUUAAUAAUGGAGGAGGCGGCACUCCUAAAGGAGGUUCGGAGGAUCAGUCUGCCAGCGCCGCCCCAAGCGGAGACCUGGAGAAGAUGCUGCUGGACGCUCAGCACGAGUCGGGCAGGAGCAGCUCAAGAGGAAGCCUGCCGUGUGACAGUCCUCCAAGAUCCCAGACUCCUUCACACUUGCGCAGAGGCUCCGAGGUCCACAGCUCUGGAGAAAAGAACAGUUCACAGGUAGACACCUCGUCACGACUUCAGCAGAUUGUACUAAAACAGUCGGAGGAAGACUAUCUGGAGAGGAGAAAAGAGGUGGAGAUCCUGAUGAAGAAAAAUGCGGACUGGAUCUGGGACUGGUCGAGUCGACCGGAAAACCUGCCACCGAAGGAGUUUCUGCUGAGACACCCGAAGCGUUCCAGCACACUCAGCAUGAGGAACACCAGCGUGAUGAAGAAGGGAGGGAUCUUCUCAGCAGAAUUCCUCAAGGUUUUCCUGCCCUCUCUUGUCCUCUCGCACAUCCUCGCUGUGGGUCUCGGGGUGUACAUCGGAAGGCGCAUCGCUACCUCCGGCACCUUUUGAGGGAGCAGGAAAAGCCGAGGAACGAGACAAAACCUCAUAUGUGCACAUCCACCAUCUCAGCUGCUUUGUCGUGAAUCAGUGCUUGUGUAGACGCAGAUAAGACAAGGUCACGUGACACAUUUCCUCUCUGCCUCGCUCCCCCCUUGUGUAUUCCACUGGCCUUUCCCAUAGUCCCCAUCCCAAAAAUGCCAGUCCAUUCCAGGGCCGUCAGCACAGGGAAAGCCGAUGCUAGACUUAGGGGCAGAUGCUGAUAGAAUUAGAUGUAAUGCAUCCUCGUAAUUUUGUAUUUACUCGUACCAAGACUACUGAGAAUAUUAUGAGAGGAUCGUAAGAAAGGAAUACGGAUGAGAGAGGAGAAAUGAAGUAGUAGUGCUGGAUCUCCAGAGAUGCGGUACAUGUAACUGCAGACUGUGAAUCGGGAAGAGAUUUAGCCGUCUACCCCAUAUCAAAACAGGGAUUGUAUGUAUAUAUUAUGGUAUAUCUCAACAUUUGAUGAUAUAAUAUAGGACUCGUUUUACCUUGUCACCAUUUCUAUGUAUCUUAAAAGGUAGCUUUCUGUAUAUUACCACACCAAAAACAGACUUUGGGAAUCAAGCUGUUCACAGUAUUAUUCAAUUGUGCAAUGAACUUUAGUAAAUACUUUAGUAAAAAGUUGAGUACCAUAUCAACACUUUUAUGAAUGUCAAUUGAAAAUCACCAAUAAAUAUCCAACAUAAGCUGAGAAAAAUGGUUGAAUGAAGCUUGCCUCACCUGUGAAUCUCACAGACGUUUUUCGUUUCUCUGAAGGGUCCGGGUUUCAGCCCAGAGAUUGCCUUAAAUAAAACUUGUUAAUGAAUCAGGCAGGAGUAUAAGGGAAAUUGUGUAAAUCUGUGCAUGUUUUGUAGUCUUAAAAGGUUACGUUCGGUGUACGUGUCGAUUUCAUUGUGGUUUUGUAUCAACUGAGGGAAUCAACAAAUAAAUGUCUGCCAACCGUAA